This is a messenger RNA of Temnothorax curvispinosus, 711 nucleotides long. RefSeq names its product ABC transporter F family member 4-like. The coding region runs from base 1 to 711 and encodes 236 amino acids. The record is from RefSeq and is a predicted model, not a curated record. Lineage: Eukaryota; Metazoa; Arthropoda; Insecta; Hymenoptera; Formicidae. The transcript has 3 exons.
AUGACGCUAGUCAGAUUCAAUAGAUGGGAGGAUAAACAAGAAAUAAUGGCAAAGAAGAAAAAGAUAGAAAAAGCAAGAAAGAUAUUUAUGGAUGAUGAUCUGACGGCAACAGAAAGGCAGAUACAAAAGCAUCUGGGAGCAUACGAAAAGGGAACACAGGAAAGGAAGAGCAGAGGAAGGAUAAUAACAGCAGUCAACAAGAAUUUGAAAUUUAUAGAGGUUAGGGAGAUUAGCGACGAGGUGGUAGAAAGCAGAUUAGAGUAUAAUGGAAACAAAUGGAGAAUAAUCACGUUGUACAGUCAGAAAAUGAAAGAUACAAUGGAAACACUAAGGGAGAAGGUACAAGAAGAAGAUGAAGAAGGGGUGCUAGUAAAAGGUGAUUUCAACGCGAGGACGGGAAGCAAAGGAGGACCGAUAAACGAGGAGGAAGAGAAUGAAAAGAGGAGCGAGACCAGAAAAAUGGAAGGAAAAGAAAAAAAGAUUGAGGAGAUUGUUGAGGAACUGGAAGAGGGGAGGAUCGGAAAAGAAGAGUAUGUGAGGGAAAAAAAGGAGCACAAGAAAUGGUGUAAGGAGCAGAAGGGGAGGCACGAAAGCGAGGAAGAAGAAAAGAUAAGGAACAUUAAAAACGAAGCGGAAGCUUGGAAGUAUAUAAAUAAAUACAAGAAAAAGAAAGCUGAGGGGAUAAGCGAGGAGAUGCAUAUGGACGAGUGA